This is a messenger RNA of Meleagris gallopavo (turkey), 2509 nucleotides long. Lineage: Eukaryota; Metazoa; Chordata; Aves; Galliformes; Phasianidae. The record is from RefSeq and is a predicted model, not a curated record.
AUGCUCAACCCAGAUGGGAAACCCAGCGUGCCUCUUCCUAAAUUCAGCAAGCACCUCUAUGGCACUGAAAGCACUGAUGAGCAGGGCAGCGAGGGAGUGAUGCUGCGCCUUGGGCUGCACCAGCAGGUGGCGUUGGUGUCGGACGCCGCCGGGCCGCUUUGUAACUGCUCGGUUUGGGAGCUGCAUUCGGGUUCCGCCUUGCCCGGCUAUCGCGGUGGGAACACCGGCCCGCGCGGGUUGGCGCUGCUGGGAGGCGAACACCUGCUGGGAGCCCAGCUGGGCAAGAGCUACAUCAACGUGUGGGAGCUGCAGAGGAAGGAUCAACUCCAGCAGAAGAUCAUUUGCCCCGGACCAGUGACCUGCCUCACAGCUUCUCCCAACGGGCUCUACAUCCUGGCUGGUGUUGCUGAGAGCAUCUACCUGUGGGAGGUCUCCAAUGGAAAUCUCCUGGCCAUCCUGAACCGACACUACCAGGACCUCACAUGCCUCUGCUUCACUGAUGACAGCAGCCACUUUCUCUCGGGGGCAAAGGACUGCCUGGCGCUGGUGUGGAACUUGUACAGUGUUCUACAGGCAGAGCCCUCCCAGAUCCCAGACCCUCGCCACGUGUGGUCCCGACAUAGCCUCCCCAUCACAGACAUGUGCUGUGGCUUUGGAGGACCUUUGGCACGAGCUGCCACCGCAUCCCUUGACCAGACAGCAAAGCUCUGGGAAAUCUCAUCCGGGGAGCUCCUGCUUUCAGUCCUGUUUGAUGUGGGGAUCAUGGCUGUUACCCUGGACCUCUCAGAGUAUCACAUGUUCUGCGGUGGCAUGGAUGGAUCCAUAUUCCAGGUUGACCUCUGUGCCUGGCCAGUCCAGAGAGACCGGACCUUCCAGACAGAGCGGGAGAAUGGGAAGAUCUUCAAAGGGCACAGGAACCAGGUGACGUGUCUGUCCGUCUCCACGGAUGGCAGCCUGUUGCUUUCUGGCUCACACGAUGAAACGGUGCGGCUAUGGGACAUCCAGAGCAAGCAGUGCCUGAAGACGAUGAAUCACAAAGGGGCAAAGGAGGCAGCUGCGGGCAGAGGAGAAACCAGUGGCCUCCCCACAUGAUGGUGCUGGAAAUAGAUGAGAGGAACUGGACGUGGCUCAGGGCUGGAGAGGAGCGUGGCUGUGCUGGCAGGAAGGAUGCAGGGGGCUUCUCCAAGGUUUGCUUGUCCUUGGCUAGGGCAGAGCGCAGGAAGAGAGACGGGCACUGAGGAGCUGUGCUGCUGCUGGUAAUGAGCUGUGACUGCUGGGGCAAGGGCUGCUCUCUGCUACUGCAGAGCAUCUGCCACUGUGUGCGCAGGUUCUGCUGCACAGGGAGCCUGCAGACCUCUGAGCCAGUGGGCCGUGGUGGGAGCCCUGUCCCCAAAUCUCACUGGACCUCAGUUCCCUCGUCGUGCCAGCACUGUUCUUGGUGACACAGGCUGUCUCUGAGGACUGGCUCAAACGAGGCGGUGUGGGUGUGCUCCAUUUGAGUCUGUCCUGCUGGCACCUGCCUUGGAGCUGGAUUAUUUAUUCUCCCUCGGUCCCGUGCUGGCAGGACAUUACUCACUGCCCAGUGCUGAGCCGUCCCUGAUGAUUGGUUUGGAGGGGAUGAGCUGGGCUGGCUCUGCUGGAAGGGUCUGUGCCUCAGUGGUGACCAGACCUGGGGGCUCAUGAGCCAGUUCUGAGAUCUUAUCCCUGCACCUUUCUUGCUCCCUUCUUCCAAAUAACCCCCGGUGAGCCAGAGGUGGUAAUCUCACUAAUGGCUGUUUUCAUUACCAGCAGCAAACUUCUUUUUUAGGGAGGGAGCAGUUGUUUGUUCCAGCAAAGCAUUGGCAAGGAGCAGCUGGAGAGGGCAGCCUGGGACUCCUGGCUGAGCACCUUCUGGACAGAGUGUGUGGCAGAGCAUUGGUUUGCAGGCCAGGACCCAGUGUGCAAGAAAGGCUGAGCUUUGGGGCCAUCUCUGCUCUCACUUGGGCUGCUGAUCUUUCCACUUCAGAGGUGCUUCCUUAGCACAGACCCAGAGCAUCAGGCUGCUCCAGCCCCCAGGCUGGGCUUCUUCCCUGCUGUGCAGCUUUCUGUGCCUCUGGUGGCAGCCUGCCUUCGCUCAGGUGCAUCUGGAUCCUUUUAACCUUUCCCUUUGUGCGGUCGAGUUGAGGUGAGGAAGAUGGAUGGCCAGGAUUUAUGAGCAGUGCUGGAGCUCCAUUCACACACGAGCCGGGGGCUGUGGGGGGCUGAGAGCCACAGGGGCCGGAGGUCCUGCAGCCAAUGCAGGGAUAUGGGGAGAAGUGGGAAUUUGAGUGUGAGCUCGCAGCGGGGGGCGGAGGGGGCUGCUGACAGAAAGCAGCAGCCUGUGUGGGUAAGUGUAGUAAUUAAAGCGCUCGUUAGCUCUGCCAAACGAGUGCAUGUGAUAGAUCAUUACCAGGAGGCAGCAGCGUGAGCCGCAGGGGCUGACGGAUGGCUGAUGCUGCAGAGGAUGGGUGGAUCACUGUGUGUGUGGGGG